GGAUCAUACGCCAUUUUAUAAAAGACAAUUGACGGAAAUAUUCGAAUGCGGAACUGUAGGACGGUAAACACAGCGUACUGAAAAAGCAAGCGAAAAGGGGAACUGUGACCAAAAGCAUACAAAUUUCGAAUCCUAAAAUUUUAUCUUAUUCUCCAAGUUUCUCUCUCAUUCUUCAUUAACUCGUUUUGUCAACUCAAAUUUUCACGCUUCUAACUCGCUCCAAAUCGGUCCCUUUCAGUCCGUUUUUUGUGUUCAUCGUUUGGAGAGGCUGAGUCAACUCGGUCAGCAAUCACAAUCCUAUGCUACUUACAGAACGAGCUUAUUUUGCUUUAGGUUGUUAGGUUUUGAGAAUUAGGGUUUCAAUUCGUCGAAAUUUGGGAAUUUUGGUGCGUAAAGGGAGCUGUCACAUAAUGACUGUGACGUGUUGAAACCAGAUUAAUGGAGAUAAGAAGAAGAAAAUAAGAUUGAUAGAGGAACGGAGAAUAUAGAAGAAGAGACCAGAAACAGAAACAGAAACAGGAUAAAGAAAAGUUCAGAAGGAGAAUAUAGAGGAAAUGAGGAAAUAGUAUUUUCAUUCAUAAUGCAUUCAGUACAUUGUAGUCCUAUAUCGGCCAAAAAUGACAAUUCAUCAUGUGCUAAUUACAAGGAAUCGUUUAUAACAAUCUAAUACAAUUAAUCUACCACCUUCAGGUCCCGUGUGCAGUACCCCUGAUCAACCAGCCCUUGAGCUUCAUUCUUUGCUAUGCCAGCUUCUAUCACUUUUUUGUUUUUGAGCUGCCUUUUUAGGAUUUUCCAUGGAAACAGUGGUUAAAGUUGAGGGGGGUGAUGAAGGGAAAUUUGAAGAGACUGGCCUUGAGAAAAGUAACUUGAUUUUAUCUUCACCAAAGCAUGUUGCUGAUCCAGUUGUUUACAAGCUUGUUCGGGUUGAGGGGGAUGGGAGAUUAGUGCCUGCGACGGAUGAUGAACUCAUGGAGGUUGAGGGUUUGCUAGAAAAUGAGAAGUGUGAAACCCAAAUUGUUGCAGACACUGGGCAUGUUUUAGGGUGCACUUCUAAUGAAGUGUCAUCACCAGGCAUGCCUCAGUUAGGAAGCUCGGAAGGCUUGUCACAUUCUGAGAUCACCGAAGCUGAUACUGAGAAAUUAAGUGCACGCAUUGAGGAAAUGGUCCCUUCUCGGACACAAUGCUCGAGUGACAAUCAUGUUACUCAAUCUUGGAGUGUUGGGGAGCACUCAAAACGUUUGGUUGGGUCAAUAGAAGGUGGAUCAUCAAGUUCUGUUGGCUGUAUCAGUUCAAAACCUGAUUUUUCCAAGUUGAAGGAUGAAAUAUGCCUGGAUAAUUUAUCGAUUAAAGAACUUCAUGAAGUUUUUAAGGCAACAUUUGGACGAGACACUACUGUCAAGGAUAAGCAGUGGCUUAAAAGAAGGAUUGCCAUGGGAUUGACUAAUUUUUGUGAUGUUUCAACUGCAACUUUUGUAAUUAAAGACAAUAAAUUGGUGAAAAAGGGUAAAGAAGAUAGUUGUAACAAUGUGAAUCUUUCUACUGGCAUAGAACUCCCAGCAGUUGGAGUUGAAUACCACGAGGACUUGCUGAAUAGCCAUAGUCAUCAAAUAGAUGAGCAUCAAACUACUUCUGGGAUGAGAUCGGGAAACAAUGGAGUGGAAGACAAUUGUGGAAGUGAACCUCUUGCAGCAGAUCAGAGAGCUGCAAAGAGAGUACGGAGGCCAACAAAGCGAUAUAUUGAAGAACUUUCUGAAGCAGAGUACAAAGAGUACCGUGGCAGGUUAAUUUCAUCAACUAAAAACAUUGAGAUUAGACCCUUGGCUUCAAAAUCUCAUGCUAGGCCUGCUAGAAAUGUGUCCUUGGAAGGGAGAACUGUUAUGAUGAGAUUGGAUUCCUUUGGAGGAUCUGGGAUUCAGGUUCCAUGUGUUUAUCGGGUUCGAAGAAGCCAGCCAAGGAAGAAUGUCAUGGCUCUUUUGAAAUUCCAUCCCAGUGGCAUUGGCAGGACAGCUACGUUAGUAAGGAAGUGUCUUGAUGUACAUGGUUCUCAAAUGGACAAUGGGAGUGUGAACAAAGUUUUGAAAACCAAAUCUGCUCCUGAGCAAACUCCACAACAGUAUGUAGCUGAAUCCAAGAAAGAGAGGCCAUCAGCCGAGCUGGGGCAGAAUAUGGGGCUAAAACAGGAUACUUCAGAUGGUAAUGUUGUUACUGUGCGAACAGCAAAAGGUGGAAUUAGAAGGAAACAUCAUCGAGCUUGGACUCUCUCUGAGGUUAUGAAGCUAGUUGAGGGUGUGUCUAAGUAUGGAGCCGGCAGAUGGUCUGAGAUUAAAAGGCUUGCCUUUGCAUCCUAUUCAUAUAGAACCUCUGUUGAUCUCAAGGACAAAUGGAGAAAUCUGCUGAAAGCUAGCUUUGCCUGGACACCUGUGGACAAAGGGGUAAAUUCACGGAAACAUCCUGCGAUGCCCAUCCCUGCACCAAUUUUGUUACGUGUGAGAGAGCUUGCUGAGAUGCAUUCACAGGUUCCACCACCAAGUCAUUGUGCGAGCAAGCAGGCUGCAUGUGGUGGCAGAAGUGUAUAUGAAACACGACCAGGAUACUCGUAACAUUGUAUAUAAUAGAUUUUAGUUUUCUAAACUAGAAACAGGAUUACUCUAAUUCCUCUGUACCAUCUAGAAAUAAAUAAUUAAAAAAAAACCGUUUUCUUAAAAAUUGAUAAUUUUGUCUGAAUGUGCAGGUGAGUUU
This is a messenger RNA of Durio zibethinus, 2739 nucleotides long. NCBI's taxonomy places the organism in Eukaryota, Viridiplantae, Streptophyta, Magnoliopsida, Malvales, Malvaceae. The record is from RefSeq and is a predicted model, not a curated record.